AUGCCUAUUCCAAGUGCUGCUCCCGAAAAGUUCAAGAAGGAAUUAGCUGAGACUGCCAAGGCUAUCGUCGCUCCAGGAAAGGGCAUUCUCGCUGCUGAUGAAUCUACUGGAACCAUUGGAAAGAGAUUCGCACCCAUCAAACUCGAAAAUGUAGAGGAAAACAGAAGAGCCUACCGUGAACUCUUAUUCACCGCUGGCCCUGGUGAACUACCAAACUACUUGGGUGGUGUCAUCCUCUUUGAAGAAACUCUCUUCCAAAAGACCGAAUCUGGAAAACCAUUCGCUGACUUGUUGCGAGAACAAGGUAUCAUUGUCGGAAUCAAGGUUGACAAGGGUACCGUUGACUUGCCAGGAACUGAUGGUGAAACCACUACUCAAGGAUUGGAUGGUUUGGCUGAACGUUGUGCUAAAUACUAUGCUGCUGGUGCUCGUUUCGCUAAAUGGCGAUCUGUCUUGAAAAUCAGCAACGGAUGUCCAUCUCAAUUAGCCAUGGACGAAAAUGCAAAUGUCUUGGCUCGAUAUGCUGCCAUCUGUCAACAAAACGGUCUAGUCCCCAUCGUAGAACCUGAAAUCCUCAUGGACGGUGACCACGACUUGGACCGUGCCGUAGAAGCUACAACAUCCGUAUUGGCUGCUUGCUACAAGAAGCUCGCAGACCACCACAUCUACUUGGAAGGCUCUCUGUUGAAACCAAACAUGGUCUGCCCUGGUCAAGACUGCAAAAUCAAAUAUACUCCUCAGGAUAUAGCCCAUGCUACUGUCACUGUACUUCGACGAACAGUCCCUGCUGCUGUUCCUGGAGUCACCUUCUUGUCUGGUGGUCAAUCUGAAGAAGAGGCUACAUUGCAUUUAAAUGCAAUCAACACAAUGCCUGGUCGUCCCUGGUCAUUGACAUUCUCUUAUGGUCGUGCUUUGCAAGCUACUGUCUUGAAGGUAUGGGCUGGUAAGAAGGAAAAUGUCGCUGCUGCUCAAGCUGCUCUCCUUGUCCGAGCUAAAGCAAACUCGGAAGCUCAACUGGGCAAAUACGCUGGCAGUGCUGCUGGCUCUGGUACUGAAUCACUCUAUGUCAAGGAUUACAAGAGCGACCACACACCCGAAACGUGCUCACCUCUCACCUUGCAACUGCCCUCAAAAUCAGAGUCAACAACCACUUUUACUACAAACCAAGAACACUGCCUUAACAACCUCGCAUUCCUAGAAAAAACAGUCCGAAAAUAUCCACUUGCCCAACGAACGCUCUACAAUAUCAAGAGGGAGGAAAAGAGCACCAUCAUUCAACCAGCACUCGACCUAUAUUCAUUCCCAUCCGAUCAUUCCAUACGUAAACCUAGUGUCUUCUUCUCAUCACAACCAAGACAUCAGAAGACACUUGCCACCAGCACAACACACUUUACCACGCUGCAUUACCCCAUGCAGUCUAGUUUCAACCAGCAGCAGCAGAUACCGAAUACCACACUUAUAAAUCAACCGCAGCAGCCGCCGAAGAACCCGUCUCGAAACAUACCGAACGAAUCAUCCCUAACGCGAACGUCACCCAGCCGUUUGAAGAGGGGAUCUCUCAUAUUCGUAUAUAUCCAAAAUCUUAUUUUAUUCGACACAUCAUCACCAUCAACAUAUAAAUUACGACCACCACCCACCAACCUAACCACAACCACAACAACCACAAACACUUAUCAUCACAUAAUAGCAAAGAUGAAGUAUUUGGAAGUUGACUCAUUGGAAGAGUUAAAUACUGCCUUGUCUUGCGUUGAUACGGGAGACUCGAGAGUAUUUGGCAGGAUUGAAGCUUAUUCGUGCAAAAACACAUACGACGACAAGAAACUAAAGCAUCGAAUCGAAAGCAAGUUUAAUGGAGCAUCUCAGAGUCCUGAGAAUGAAGACGAAGGAGGAGCGGUUUUAGGGUCAUCCUAUAAUACCAGUUAUGGUCCUACUAUGGAUGCAGCCAUCGCUACUUCUGUGCCAUCCCUAGUGGUUGGUUCGCCUUUUGGUCCAUUGUCGCAAGCUACAUCGAGAAAGACCUUGUUUUAUCUGUUGGCUACGCUGAACGCUGCUUUUCCUGAUUAUGAUUUUACCGAUGUAAAACCAGAAUACUUCAACAAGAUACCGGCCAUUAGUUUUGUGACAAGCAAAGUCAAUUCACUCUUGUUCGAUAACACUGGUAAUGACGACAACACAUUCGCCAAAACCGUCGGAAAUAAAAUUUGGACGGCUAUUGAUGAAGUGGUCAAAACCAACGAGUGCGAUAUAUACUCGUUCAAUCCAGACUCUGAUAUUGAACCUGAUGCUGAAGAAGGCAAUCUUUGGUCCUUUUAUUACUUCUUCUUCAACCGACGACUUAAGCGCAUGAUUUUCUUUUCAUGUCGUGCAGUCAGUUUCUUGGCUCCUCUCCAGCCGGGUGAGGAUGACAUGUUGGUAGAUGAUGAUAUGGAAUUCUUGGACGAAGAGGAUUCUCAAGUCCUUCCUAGCUCUGCAGCGGAAAGAUUCCGUUUUGAAUAUGGUGAAUUUUCAAACAUGCGAGUGGAAGUCUAG
Messenger RNA from Synchytrium microbalum, 2529 nucleotides. It is a transcript of the gene FBA1, whose product is annotated as fructose-bisphosphate aldolase. Gene Ontology annotation, cellular component: cytosol. The transcript has 15 exons. The record is from RefSeq and is a predicted model, not a curated record. NCBI's taxonomy places the organism in Eukaryota, Fungi, Chytridiomycota, Chytridiomycetes, Synchytriales, Synchytriaceae. Gene Ontology annotation, biological process: glycolytic process; negative regulation of transcription by RNA polymerase III; fructose 1,6-bisphosphate metabolic process. Bases 1 to 2529 code for a protein of 842 amino acids. Gene Ontology annotation, molecular function: fructose-bisphosphate aldolase activity.